This is a messenger RNA of Boeremia exigua, 1197 nucleotides long. RefSeq lists its product as uncharacterized. The record is from RefSeq and is a predicted model, not a curated record. Lineage: Eukaryota; Fungi; Ascomycota; Dothideomycetes; Pleosporales; Didymellaceae. Bases 106 to 1014 code for a protein of 302 amino acids. The transcript has 2 exons.
CAGAUUGAGGCUGAGGUGGAAGAAACAUGAUCCGCAGUUGCAAGUACGCUUUGAAAGAGUUGCCGUGUGAGCGCCAACAGUCAUCUGAGGGUGAGAGAAGGCGGCAUGCGUCUCAAACUCACUUGUCAGAGGGUGCCACGAUACACAUAUAUUCUCUUCGACCAAGAUCAGUUUCAGUCUCUUCAACAUCGCCUGCAAACAACCAGGCCACCUACGAUGGCGCCAAAGAGGAUUUCCUUACGCCCUACUACUCGAAACAAACGGGCCUUCGUAAUUGCAGCUUGGUCCCGGGUCAUGAAAGCAAGAUCGCAGCCCAACCCUGCCCGUCGCCUCAAGAAUGGUCUGCUUGACGUUACCAGCAAAUGCGGAGAGCAUCUCGAGAUCGUUAAGAUGAAUUCUGAGGCGCCACUGCUUCGCCUGCCGGCAGAACUCAGGAACCGAAUCUGGGAGUACACACUUGGCGGCAACAUCUUUGAUGUCGUCUUCGUCGAAACUUACAAAGGCCGGUACGUGGAGGAGAAGACAUUCGUCCACUCAAGGACUUUCAAGCCGAACACCAAUGCCCUACUGCAAGUCUGCCGACAGAUCUACAUGGAGACAGCACUCAUUCCCUUCUCACAUAAUGCAUUUCGGUUCCAAAGAUGGGAGGCGUUCGAAUGGGUCCGCCAACUCCUCCCGAUCAAUCAGGACUCGAUCAGAGAGGUGCAUAUCGAGGCCUAUCGAGCUGGAUGCGUGCUUGGCCGGUGGUACGAGAACAGCGACGAUUCCUCUAUGCCAGAGACGUUCCCUCUCGAGGUCUUCCCAAAGGUCAAGAGGAUCGUCCUUGCAAUCGAUAUCUCGCUCAAAGACGACUUUCUCACUGGAUUUGGGCUGAACGCGGAAGAGCGUGCUCACCGUGUCGAAGAGUUUGUGGGCAAAUUCACCGAUUACAUAAAGGAAGCGAAUCCCAACGCCGAGCUCGUCUUCGAGUUCCCUAGCAUGGACCCCCGUGAGCAUGGCUACGCGGCAUGUUAACUACAUCCCGACGUCUUGGAGAGCGAUAAAAAAAUGCGGAUUGGCUGCGGACUUCAUUGCUCUGAUAGGCAUGGCCUCACGUGCUAUUCUUUUUCUUCGUCAACAGCCACUUGAUGGCACAGUCAUUUGGGUUAAUUUCCUCUGAAUAUCGGUUCGUAAACAUUAAUGACUCUUUUCACUCAC